Messenger RNA from Castor canadensis (American beaver), 4290 nucleotides. Lineage: Eukaryota; Metazoa; Chordata; Mammalia; Rodentia; Castoridae. The record is from RefSeq and is a predicted model, not a curated record.
UUGAACUCAGGGCCUCUUGCUUGCUAGUCAAGCUCUCCACCACCCUCCAUCACUUGAGCCCUCUGCCAGCCCUUUUUUGUUUUGGGUAUUUUUGAGAUAGCAUCUUGAGUGUUAAUUGCCCUGGCUAGCUUUGAAUCUCAAUCUUCCUGAUCUCAGCCUCUUGAGUAGCUAAGAUUAGAGGUGUGGAAGAUACAGUAUAUACAGUAUGGGUGGGAAAACUAAGAUUUUAGGGAGGUUGAGACUCGGAGAAAGUUACUUGGUUAGAAUUGAAAUCUUGACCAGAUCUCCAGGCAGUCUGACUCUAGAGGUCUGCCUGUACUCUGCACUGCCAACCCCAGCCCAGUCUAUAUUCUUAAUCACAAUGCCAUAUUUACACUGCCUUUUGGAUAUUACUUUACUAAUUCACUCUAUUUGAACAUUCUCAUAUUUUUGUUUUUCUUAUACUAUUCCUCUUGGUUAAUGUUGAGUGCACACUACAAAUGCAUCUUAGAGAAGCUAACAGGGAAACUUAGUUUGCUAUUUCUCAAUAGUUUUUUGGGUGAUAACUUCGGUAAGCCAAACAUUCAAAUGUGGUUUUGGAUUAUAUUUGAAUCUUACCCAUAACCUCUUUCCACAGGUACGGAGCUUAAAUGCUUAUUAGUUGUGCUUUUUUUUUUUUCUUUGUUUUUGACCUGAAAUUAUCAUAGAGAUUUUGUGCUUAAAGCUUCCAAUAAAUUAAAAUUGAUGAAGGGAGGAAUAAUAGGGAAAGAACAGGCAUAGAAAAAGAAAGAGUGGGGAAAAAAAGAUUGUAAAAGUAGAAAGGUAAGGAUGGGAACUUCUAGUCUGAAAGUAAAAUACUCAAGUAAAGAGGGAAUUCUGAAUCCAUGUCAGUUUAUCUGCUUUUGACCCAACCUCUUGUCUGUUCCAUGAAAGGGUAACUACUGGGUUAUAGAGAAAGAAAGUAAUGAAAAGAGACUUGGUUUGGGAUAUAAGUAUAACUAAGCUGUCGCUGAGAUUUAUAGUCUGGCAGUGCUUUCUCAUGGUGUAAGAAGCCCCAAAGGUAAACUAAGCAUCUCUUGGUUCAAGGUUAUUUUACUAAGGGACUUGCCAUGAGGUGUUGAAGCCUUGUUUCACUGAGUUGGAGAGACUGGACCUAAAUGGCGCAGCAUGACUUUGCUCCAGCCUGGCUUAAUUUUCCUACUCCACCUUCAUCAACAAAGUCGUCACUGAAUUUUGAAAAGCAUUCUGAAAAUUUUUCAUGGACAGAAAAUCGUUAUGAUGUGAACCGUCGACGACACAACUCUUCAGAUGGCUUUGAUUCUGGUAUCGGACGUUCUAAUGGAGGUACCUUUGGGAGAAAAGAAAAAAAUGGAUGGCGUUCACAUGGCAGAAGUGGCACUGAAAACAUAAAUCACCGAGGGGGAUACCAUGGUGGAAAUUCCCGUUCUCGUAACAGUAUUUUCCAAUCUGGAAAAAGCCAAGGACUACAUGAAAACAACAUACCUGACAGUGAAAUUGGGAGGAAGGAAGACAAAAGAGAACGAAAGCAGUUUGAGGCCGAGGAUUUUCCAUCUCUAAAUCCUGAAUAUGAGAGAGAACCAAAUCAGAAUAAAUCUUUAGCUGCAGGUGUAUGGGGCCUACACGCCCAGACACACACAUACCCAACCAAAAAAAUCUCCCAAGCUCCUCUCUUAGAAUAUCCUCCGAAUCCUAAAUCUAGAGCACCAAGGAUGCUGGUCAUUAAGAAAGGUAAUACAAAAGACUUACAGCUAUCUGGAUUCCCAGUAGCAGGAAAUCUUCAGUCACAGCCAGUUAAGAAUGGAACUGGUCCAAGUGUUUAUAAAGGCCUUGUCCCUAAACCUGCGCCACCUACGAAACCUGCACAGUGGAAAAGCCAAACUAAAGAAAAUAAAGUUGGGACUUCUUUCCCUCAUGAACCUACAUAUGGUAUUGGCAACUUUAAUGCUUUUAAAUCAACUGCCAAGAAUUUUAGUCCAUCAACAAAUUCAGUGAAAGAGUGUAACCGCUCAAAUUCCUCUUCACCUGUUGACAAACUUAAUCAGCAGCCUCGUCUAACCAAACUGACACGAAUGCGCACUGAUAAGAAGAGCGAGUUUUUGAAAGCGUUGAAAAGGGACAGAGUAGAAGAAGAACAUGAAGAUGAAAGCCAUGCUGGCUCAGAGAAGGAUGACGACUCAUUUAAUUUGCAUAACAGCAAUACUACUCACCAAGACAGAGAUAUAAACAGAAACUUUGAUGAAAAUGAAAUUCCACAAGAGAAUGGCAAUGCUUCAGUGAUUUCCCAGCAGAUUAUUCGGUCUUCAACCUUCCCACAAACUGAUGUUCUUUCCAGUUCACUUGAAGCAGAACACAGAUUGUUAAAGGAGAUGGGCUGGCAGGAAGAUAGUGAAAAUGAUGAAACUUGUGCUCCCUUAACUGAGGAUGAAAUGAGAGAAUUCCAAGUUAUUAGUGAACAGUUACAGAAGAAUGGUCUGAGGAAAAAUGGCAUUUUGAAAAAUGGCCUGAUCUGUGACUUCAAGUUUGGACCCUGGAAAAACAGCACUUUCAAACCCACAAUUGAGAAUGAUGACACAGAGACAAGUAGCAGUGACACAUCAGAUGAUGAUGAUGUGUGAAGGAUUACCUAACAGCUUUAGAAAUUUUAGUGUGAUACAUCUCUCAUGCAGUUUGGGGUGAAUUGUAAAAAUGAAGAACUAUAAUUUAUGUAGUGAAAUACCCCAUUAGAAGAUGAUUAUUUUGGGGGACUUCGUUAUGAAGAAAACCAAGAAUGUUGUGUUGGGCUGUGUUGAACAUUAUUUCUUUGUAAAUGAAUGUUGUAGAAAUGAGGACUUUGGUUGAUCCAGCAUUGACUUUCUUCAUCACUGCAGCAUUUCUCUGACUAGCAAUGUGACGAUGUAACAAAUGAGAUUUUCUCAUUUAAUAAUAAAAAAUUGUGUAAUGUUUUGCAAAGCUUCUGUCUUAAAAUGUCCAGGUCUUCAGAAAAAAAGGCAGCUUACAGUUUUGCUUGCAGAGUCCUAUCUUUUUCGUACAGCGGAAAUCUUUCCAAGUCCACUUUGUGCACCUUCCCACCCACUCCCCCAAAAAACAAAGCAAAAAGGAAAAUGUAGCAUGUUGACUAAAACUGGAGCAAAGUGCACUAAAAGUAAUUUCCUGAACUCAACUGUUGUACUAGUCACCUUUUAAAACAUAAAUUGCUCUUUAUCCAUCUGUAGUGCAGUAAAUGUUAUAGGAGAGACUUACCACACUUCCAAAUUUAAGAGGUGAUUUUCAGCAGCUUUAUUUGGAUAUGUUGUCAGAUCAGGAUUUUCAGAGUUGAUGGAAGAGAGUCUUGUGGGAAAACUUAUUUUGAUAAAUUAUUACAGAUGCAGAAAAAUUGAGCACACUGACUGGAUCUGUCCACAACAUGGAAAAUAAACUGGAUUUUCAGAACAUUGUUGUUCUCUGUAAUGUUCAAGGUAUUAUUGGUGUCUAAACACAACAUACUUUAUUCACUUCUUAAAGUUAUACUUCCAUUAAAGAUGGUUAUUACUUUCUGAAGUUAGAAAAAGAAAGCCAAGUUGUUUCAAUAGCAAUACACAAGUUUAUUGAAUGAAUGUUGCCUAUUUGCACAUUAAUUUUAGAAUCAUUUCUGUUGUACUGGUGAUUGGAAGACUAGUGCUCUGUAUAUUUGUAUUUGGAUUUUAUGGGCUUUGUUUGCCCCCAUUUGUUUUUACUCCCUCCAUUUCAGUUGUAAAGAGCAUAAUCUUAGAGCAAAAAUGUUUGAGGUUUUAUGUUAGAUUGAUCUAAUCCUAAAUUUGUUUGUAAAAUUGUGUUUUCUUGGAAGGCUGCAGUGUGUUUUUGUUUCCCCAUCACUACUGUGCCUACUGUGCCUAGACUCCUCGUUUUCACCAGAAGCUGUCAAUUUUUGUUCCCAUUGAGACUGGUGGUGAUGGGAAAAUUAAAAUAGAAACUACAUACUUGCACCCCCCUCAUAAAACUUUUCAUUAUAAUUUAAUGGUAACAAAGUAUUAAACGUCUCUCUAACUUUUAAAAUAGUAAACUUUUACUGUGAAGUUUGCCACAAUUCAGUCUAAACUUAAAUGAUGCUUUGACAGAACUGUCAGUGUCUCAUAUUGAAUGUCUUUGGGACUCUUAGGUUGUACUGUUUAAUUAAUAGUAGGAUAAUGAAAUCUGUCAGAUGCAAAAUGCCAAAAAAGAAAAAAACCACAAAACUAGAAGGGACCUAAGGAAUGGGACUUAAAUUUCAAUUCCACCUUACUAUGUUUUCUAAUUUUAGAGAUUUUGUAAUUU